Molecule: messenger RNA, 192 nt
Organism: Prorocentrum cordatum
Lineage: Eukaryota; Dinophyceae; Prorocentrales; Prorocentraceae
Source: the annotation of a GenBank genome assembly
UGGGUGUGGCCCGUCGUCCUCGACUGCGUCUGGGCAGGCGGGGAGCGGGGCGACGACCGGUCCCCCCUCGCCGCCCGGGCCCACUCGGUGGCCGCCGUGUGCUUCGCCCACGCGGGGGCGCGGGGCCGCAGCGGCGAGGUUGCGAAGUACCUGUCGGUGGGCAUCCUGGCCUGCGUUGCCGCGCCGCAGCAG